Messenger RNA from Phialemonium atrogriseum, 1462 nucleotides. RefSeq names its product S-adenosyl-L-methionine-dependent methyltransferase. The record is from RefSeq and is a predicted model, not a curated record. Bases 230 to 1276 code for a protein of 348 amino acids. Lineage: Eukaryota; Fungi; Ascomycota; Sordariomycetes; Cephalothecales; Cephalothecaceae. The transcript is spliced from 2 exons. Gene Ontology annotation, cellular component: mitochondrion. Gene Ontology annotation, biological process: mitochondrial respiratory chain complex I assembly.
ACUGAUCGUAGCGGAUGGUCGAAGGUCGUGAUCGGGGGAAGUGGAGCUCUCUGCUUGCGGUGAGUAUAGACCGCCGCUCCGCAGCGGGGCUCAAGGGGGGGCAGAUAUUUGUGGCUAGUGCUUGUGGCUUUGCGUGACGUUUCCCAGAUAAACUCGAUUGCUCAAACGGCUUCUCACCGUAAUAAUCGCAUUACUAGACCAGAAUGCGAUACCAUCGUGCGGGAGGAGGAUGAGGCUCGUCUUACCAAGAGUCUCCGCAUGGUCCGCUCUGCGAGCCAGGCAGCCUCCGCGGCGCUGCUACGCAUUCCAAGCUGCAGGGGCCCCAGUCUUCGACGUCUUCAAUCGACGGACAAAAUGGCUACAGAGGGAGAGGGCCGCUGUCGACGUUGAAAGCAGCCGACAGGCUGACUAUCUCAAGGAUGAGGUGGCUCUCCGGCUUUGCGAGCGGCUUCUGGAUAUCAAGCGCCACUUUCCCAGAGUCUUGGACGUAGGCGCAAACUCGUGCAACAUCGCCAGGGCGCUGACUCGAGAGAACCCCGACCCAGACCCGGCGAUGCCAAUCUCGCCGUCGCUGUCCAGCCGCAUCUCCGAACUGGUAGCUGCCGAUUCGUCCCAAGCCCUGCUCUUUCGAGACGUCGACUUGCCGUUUAACCAGGACAUUGCCUUAACCCGCCAUGUCUUGGUUGAUCAAGAGAGUCUCCCUUUCGAGGCUGGUUCCUUCGACAUGGCCAUGAGCAAUCUCAGCCUGCACUGGGUCAACGACCUCCCAGGCGUUUUGAAGCAGAUAAACAACCUUCUCAAGCCCGACUGCCCCUUCAUUGGCGCCAUGCUCGGCGGAGACACCUUGUUCGAGCUGCGGACUUCACUGCAGCUUGCUGAGCAAGAGCGAAAGGGAGGGAUCUCUCCCCAUGUGUCGCCGCUGGCCGAUGUUCGGGACGUUGGAGGUCUUCUCCAGAGGGCAGGCUUCAAGAUGCUGACGGUCGACGUGGACGACAUCAUCGUCGAUUACCCAGACACCUUUGCGCUGAUGCGGGACCUGCAAGCCAUGGGCGAAAGCAAUGCUGUCCUGGGGCGCGAGAUGGGCGCCAUCGGCCGGGACGUCCUCCUCGCAAACGAGGCGAUAUACAAGGAGCUGCAUGGGAAUGAGGACGGCAGUAUUCCGGCCACCUUCAGAAUCAUCUAUAUGAUCGGCUGGCACGAAUCGGCCAACCAGGCUCAGCCAUUGACGCGAGGAAGUGGAGAGGUCAACUUGAAGGACAUCCUGGAGAGUAAAUAGGCGCUCUGCUCGCCGAGUUGGAUCAUCUUUGGCAAAUGCCUAUCGUGGAGGCGAUGAAUGAAAUGUACAUUAUUUCUCGACACCCGCCCGAUCGGGAGGUUCAGAUAGAUGAUAGACAUGUAUGAUGGAGGUUUACCAACGACAGAUGCUUAGAAUCGUCGGCUUGUAUUGCUCGUAUAGGUCAUU